Molecule: messenger RNA, 5700 nt
Organism: Rhea pennata
Lineage: Eukaryota; Metazoa; Chordata; Aves; Rheiformes; Rheidae
Product: protein NPAT
Exons: 18
Coding region: 101-4492 (1463 amino acids)
Cellular component (GO): nucleus
Molecular function (GO): protein binding; transcription coregulator activity
Source: RefSeq, a predicted model, not a curated record
CGCGCCUUGCGCUGGUGGCGGGGCGGCCUCGGGGGCCGCGGUCGCAGCCUGCCCGCCCGCCCCCCUCCCUCUCUCCCCCGUCGCCUCCGCGCUGCGGGUCAUGCUGCUGCCGUCCGACGUGGCCCGGCUGGUGCUGGGGUAUUUACAACAGGAAAAGCUUUUAGCUACCUGCCGUGAAUUUAUUUUAGAAAGCUCAGAUUUGAAAGAAUAUGCAGAGCACUGUACAGAGGAUGGGUUUAUUCCGGCCUGCUUGCUGUCCCUGUGUGGAAAAAACUUGACAACCAUUCUUAAUGAGUAUGUAGCCAUGAAAACAAAAGAAACAACAAAUGAAGUUCCAGCAAUGAUGUCAUCUCUGUGGAAAAAAUUGGACUAUACACUUUCUCAGAUCAGGAGUAUGCAGAAUUCCACAGGAUUUUCGGCUAAUCAAAGGGCACGUACAAGAAGUGGAAUUGUAGAAAUGAAAAGACAGAGAAUGCUUCAGCAAUCAGCUCCUCUAAACUCAGGAUUGUUGUCUGUAGCCCAUCAGUCAGGGCAACCGAGUUCCUCCUCCAUUGUAUCUACUCAAGUUUUGCAUAGGCCAGCAAUAAAUCAGAAUAUAUCACAGACAAGGUUGAAUACCUUGUUUGUGCACCAGUCGCAAACACAGGAAAAUAAGAUCAACACAGGAGACUUCAUACACAUUCAGGUUCCAGGAACACAAGAACGAAAGCUUCACUCAAACUUGCUAUCUCCAGGAAGACGAAAAAGUGAAUCUCAGAAGAGAAGAAGCAUUGCAGCAUCUGCACCUCUUUCAACAAGUAGAAGUUCCCAAGAGACUGAUGAAAUAAUAGUAGAAAAAGAAAGUGAGCCACUUCAAGAAUUCAUAGAUGGUAACUUCCCACAACUGGUUAUUGAAAAUGCCAGAGAGAAAAUCCUGAGCAACAAAUCUCUUCAGGAAAAGCUUGCUGAGAACAUUAACAAAAUCCUGGGCAGUGAUGGCAAUAUCACACAGGCCCCUAAACAGGCAGACAGUGGCCCCACAGAACAGGAGACUUCGAUUGAUGAAAUCCUUGGGCUUCAGGGUGAAAUUCAUAUGUCAGAAGAAGCUAUACAGGACAUUCUAGAACAGACAGAAUCAGAUCCAGCUUUUCAGGCACUCUUUGACUUGUUUGAUUAUGGAAAGAACAAGGUAAACAAGAAUUUACCUGCUGGUAUUUCUGGUCAGAAUGGAGAAGAAAAUACAAUCCUGGUGGAUGAAAAUAACCUGGAAACACUUGAAAGUUCUUUAGGAACAGAAGAAACGAGUGAUAAUUCUAGAGAAUCUCUAUCCUGUAAAGAUUUUCAUUUAGAAGCAUCAUGUGCCUUGAAGAAUAGCAUUAAUAGCAUUAAUGAUGGUGAUAAGAAAAAUACAGCCAAUGAACAGUUGCACGGAAAUUGUAGACCAAAAAAGCAGACUGAAAUGCUUAAAACAGUUACCACUGAUCAAAUUGGAGAGCUUGAAAUCACUUUUGAUUCUGUGCCUGGUUUGACUGAAUCUACAAACAGACAGAGUUCUGACAGUGAGCGUAAUGAACACCGUGGAGGUACUUAUGGUGAUAAAGAGCCAGCUGCAUUAGCAUCUGAAAGUGAGAGAGCUGUGGAAUCUGGAAAAGAUACGCUAAGUCAUAACGCUCAGAGUAGUCCUGGUCUGGAAUAUGUUCAUUCUGGUAGUUCACAGAUUUCUUUGGUUUCCCUGGCAAAUGGUACUACAGCUGGUGAAAACAGAACACACUCUGGAAGUAAAUGUCACUUAUCGCCAGAUCCAUCACUAUCUGAAAAAACACAUAUUAAAAGCCUUUCUGAUGGGAGCCCUGGCCGCAGCGUGUUGCUAAGGAAAAAUAAUUCACCGGUUUCUAGCCAGUCAGUAGAUUCAGGAAAAGAACAGGCCGUUACGAGUGAUACGACGACGUUACCUGGUAUUUUACAGCAGAGUUCUAGCCACCAUGCCAACUGUCAGGAUCGGGAUAAACAGUCAGAUUGUGCUGUUAGAUCUGCUGCGAAAAUUUCAGAUCAUGACAAAACAGAUUUGCAGCUUGAAGUUACUGAUACUUCUAACAAACCUUAUUCAAAUGAUCAGCGUACACUCAAUAAGCCUUGUAAGAAAGAUUUGAACCUCCCUUCAGGUCUGUCGAACUCAGAGGGAACAGAAGUGGAAAUGCAAGAACCUUCAUCUUCUACAAAAGUAGAUACUGAUAAUAUAUUUUUCUCUUCUGGUGAUGAUGCAUGUACAGAAAUUUCUGUAGUAUCCACUGAAAAUAACCUUACUACGUCUGAUAUAUGCCAUUCAGCUCUCCCGGAAACCGCAUCCUCAACAGAUGAGUCUGGCACUGAGGCCAAAAAUAUUGGUGGUGUAUCUUCUAGUAGUCAGCCAAUGGAUGUUGAUUCUUCAAAUAUAAUGUCCCUCAAAAUCAUAAUCAGUGAUGAUCCAUUUAUUUCAUCAGAUACUGAGUUAAAUAAUGCUGUUUCCAGCAUCACAGGAGAAAAUUUGCCAACUAUAAUACUGUCUUCUCCAGCCAAAUCCCCGACCAAAAAUACAGGCCUGUCCAAAUGUCUGAGUUCAGAAGAUACUGAAAAAAAUCUGGAUUCAGCGUUGGCAGAGCAGAAUCUCCUUGUGCUUAGACCAAAGGAGCCUGUUGUCAGCUCAGUUAACACUCAGAAUGAAGACUGCACUGUGUUUUCUGUUGCUGGUGCAACUAAUCUUUCCAAGGAGGGGGGAUUUAUACAGUUGAUGCCAGCAACAAGCACAGCUUUUGGCAAUUCGAAUAACCUCUACAUAGCUACCUGCAUGACAGAUCCAACUACUUUGGGCACAGCUGUAACUCCGUCGAAUGUGGUUGUGUUGCCUGGCAAUUCUAUGCCGCUUGCUGCCCAAGCUCCAGCAGUACAACAGUUACGGACUCCUCCUAGAUCCAGCAAUACAUUUGCAGCAAGCCAAACUGUCUCUCCAAACUUCCCACAAGGUUCCGCUAUUAUAAUAGCAUCUCCAGUGCAACCUGUCUUGCAAGGAAUGGUGGGAAUGAUCCCGCUCUCAGUAGUGGGACAGAAUGGAAAUACUUUCUCAGCACCUGCUCGCCAGGUUCUACAUAUGCCUGUAGCAAAUCCGGUGUGUAACAGAAGUGUUCCUAAACUACCCAUUCCUCCCAAAUCUCAGAAGAUCCCCGGACCAAGAAACAAGACUAAUACAGGAAAAUUGGUAACAAGUGCAGCUGAGCCUUUGAGCCAUCCAAAUUCUCGUACGCAAAGGACUGGAAAUUCAGACAAGCUUACCAGCGCAGAACUGGGAAGGAAAGCAGAGGAGAAUUUGGUUGUUGUACCGGCAGAGAACAUGAGCUCAAAUUCAAGACAAAGUGAAAGUCACAGGAGAGUGCUUUGCUUUGAUAAUGUCCUACCCACUCCAGGAGGAAAUACUCAAAUGCAGACUCCUAAGAAUUUACCCCAAAAAGAAAGGAAUGAAAAUACUUUAUUUGCUGUUGACUCUGCAUCAUCUUCUGCUAAAGCACAGGUAACAAAAAGAGAAAAAGAUAAAACAUUGCCUAGAAUUCUAUGUAAGCCAGAAGUUGGUAGCAACAGAAGUGUAGCUGCAAAGGAGCCGCAGCCUGAGCGGAAGGUGGUAACUGCAGCGCUUCCAUUGGAUCCCUUCCACAAGACUACGGCGAAUAAAGAGAAUGAGUUACGAAGAGAUAGUGAUGAAAAACAGAAGAGCCAGGACACCGCCAAACUCUCAAAUGGCCAACAAAGCGUUAGCUUGUGGAAUGAAAAGGCAGCUUCAGUGCAAGAGCUGAACAAAAAGCAAGGGUCAUUGUCAAACGGGAACAGCAAAUCCGCAGCGUCUGUUUCCUUGUCCUCAAAGGAGCCAAAACGAGAAGCAGCUAAAGUUUCCAACCAAGGCCUUUGCUUGGCAAGUCCUUUCACUAAACAAUGUGUAGAAAUGUUGCAAGACAUUCAGUGGCAUAGCCCUACUGGUAAAACAGUUGAAAAUGGAGAAUUACCUGUACCGCGUACACCGUCUGGAGUUGGGGACAGGCACACAGACGACACCACGGAUAGCGUGCGGACACCCACCUGUCGGCGUUUUAAUGAGGAGAGCACAACACCUAGAAUAAUGGUCCCUCCUGCUACUCCAGACUUACCGGCCUGCAGCCCAGCUAGUGAAACAGGUAGUGAAAAUAGUGUCAGUAUGGCUGCUCACACGCUGAUGAUACUAUCCCGGGCUGCUAUCGCACGGACUAGCACUGCAACUCCGCUGAAGGACAAUACUCAGCAGUUCAGAUCUUUAAGGAGCACAGUAAAGAAGAGGAAGCUAGAUGACUUGAAUGAAGGCGAGAGAAAUUCUCGCUCUGCAAACAGAAAAGACCUUCAAAGUUCUCCAACGCCAUCAAAGAAGAAGAAAAUAAAGAAAAAGAAGCUACCGAAUUCUUUUCCGGCAGGAAUGGAUGUGGACAAGUUCUUGUUAUCUCUGCAUUAUGAUGAAUAAAAAGAUUUGAGCUGUGACUGUAUAAAGCCAGGUGUUCUUAUGCUGAGGUUUUGCAUGGGAAAUUAAUUCUAAAGGGUGAGUUGCACUUUUAGUGCACUGAAGAUUCACUUUAUAGCAAAAUCAUGCUGUUUCUGAAGCAGGUUGCUAAGUCUGUAAAUAUCAUUGAGUUGGUAUAUGUUUAUUUUUGAAAAAGCACUUGCAUAAUUAUAGAGCCAUUUAAUUUGCAAAAUUGUAAAUUUGUAUAUGUAAUGUAAGAAAAGUUGUAAGUUUUUCUGUUACAUACCACGUUGUCUGUGUUUUGCUGCAUUCUCUACAUGCCCUUAUGAACUGCUUUGUCAAUUUGUGAAAAAGUUGUGAAUUUGAAGGCAGUGUUUGUAAUUCACUGUUGUAAAAUAUGGACAGCUAAUUUUUGCCACUUUUCACUGUCUUGUUGAAUCCUAAAGAAACUUCACAUGCAACUGACUUGUACUAACAUUAUCUUCUCUUACAACUGUAAAAUCCAUGUUUUAAGGCUUUGAAUGAAUUAUUAAAAAAUUACGUAAAUCUAAGGCAAAAAAAGGUUCUCCUAAUGCACCCUUCCCCAACCAGUCAUUCAGACAAAAAUUUGAAUUUGUAUAGGCCUAAUCUGUUUCUAGGAUCUUACACAAUACUGGCUGCAUAGGAUAUCUUUUGAACGCAAAAGUUAUUUUUAAACGAUGUACCUUCAGUAUGAAUAUUUAAACUGCAGUGAUAGCCAGACAAGAAUUUGGAAGUGUUCUGUUGCAAGAGUAAGUUCUCUCAACCAUCUUUUGUACUGUUGAAAAAGCAUUUGUUAAUGUUACUUACGCUCUUAGUCAGACAUAGUAAAAUGUUGGUUUAACGUAAAACUUGGUCACAGCUGCUCUACAAUCUCUCUUCAGAACAGAUACAGGAGAAGCUCAAGCUACAUUUUAGUACUAAUUAGAUGAAAAUUAACACACUUAAGCCUUGCUCUAAUACUGCAGAACUUUCUCUACUGGUAUUUCCUUCUUUGUUCUCAAACUGUUGAGGUUUUAAACAAUGCAAGUUUUCUUGUAAGAGAUCUAUACAGCAACAGGGCAAUGUUUCAGAUAGUAUACAAGGAUUCCUAAGGAACCAAUAUUAUGCAGUAGAUGUUUAUAUUAAACCCAUCCAAUAACUUAAUACUGCAUAGCAUUUACAGCUUGAAUAAAUAUUUUUGUUGUAAUGAA